AUGCCGUCCCAGAAGACUUUCCGCACCAAGGUCAAGCUCGCCAAGGCGCAGAAGCAGAACCGUCAACGCGUUGUCGACCGAUCGAGCCGCCACUCAGUCGACAAGCCUAGCCGUGCUUCACCAAUUCGCAACACUCGUCGCAUCAUCGCCUUCGCAUCGCCCUCGCCAGCACAGCGGUUAACGCGUUGUUCAUACGCUUCGCUCUACACGCUAGCAGCGCGCAGGAUGCUCGCCACGAAGCCGUCGAUCGCACUGCGUCCAAUGCUCGCCUCUCUCGCUUCCGUACUCUGCAUCGAUGCGAUCGAUCGUCUAGCAUCCUUGCGUCGCACGUUGGAUCCCAAACCUUUUUCAUCGGUCUCCGCUCGCGUCCGCCCCAACAUCGCACAUGCGCAUCUCCUGGACAAACUCGCCCAUCUGAACCCGACAUCGCAUGCUAGAGCGAACCCUGCAUCACCACUGCUGCCACCGCCACCACCGCCACCACUGCUACCACUGCUACCACUGCCACCACUGCUACCAUUGCUGCUAUUGCUGCUAUUGCUGCUGGCCGACAACAAGAUCCAGUACAACGCCAAGCGCCGCCACUGGCGCCGCACCAAGCUCAACAUCUAA
Messenger RNA from Moesziomyces aphidis, 612 nucleotides. The record is from the annotation of a GenBank genome assembly. NCBI's taxonomy places the organism in Eukaryota, Fungi, Basidiomycota, Ustilaginomycetes, Ustilaginales, Ustilaginaceae.